AUGCAGGACAAGCUGAGUUGUGUUGCCUCAGCUUCAGGAGGUGUACAGAGGACCGCAGUCGGUCCACGCCAGGCGGACCUCUCCGAGGACGACGACGAGCCACACCACGACACCACCGGCGGUCGGCCACUACCUCCUGACCCACAACGUCACUCUUCUUUCGAGCCGCGUCAGCAGCGCAAGAGGCGCCACGGAGAGCGACAGACUGCGAGACCAUCAGGCGCACAAGCUGACGCCGACUUGCCAUUCAGGCGAUGCAGCUCUGUCUCCAGACAGACAGCUCCGACGGAUCAUCACACUCCGCCGAUGAGGGCUCCACCGGACCAGUACGUGCCGUACAGCACGGAGCGAGCUGCGCCUACCACCAUCCCUCCAUACACGCAAGAGAGCAUGCAGGAGGACCUCGACGAGCUCAUUCACGGACGUCGCUUAUGCUCUUCCCGCCUCCACUCGACCGAUCACCACCAUUCCAUUUUUCCUUUUCUUUUUCUUUUAUUGAGUCUGUUUAACUCUUCCUUUGAUUUAUUUUCACACCGGGUCGGUGUGAAGUAA
Messenger RNA from Microthlaspi erraticum, 552 nucleotides. The record is from the annotation of a GenBank genome assembly. Lineage: Eukaryota; Viridiplantae; Streptophyta; Magnoliopsida; Brassicales; Brassicaceae.